This is a messenger RNA of Fusarium subglutinans, 612 nucleotides long. RefSeq lists its product as uncharacterized. Lineage: Eukaryota; Fungi; Ascomycota; Sordariomycetes; Hypocreales; Nectriaceae. The transcript has a single exon. The record is from RefSeq and is a predicted model, not a curated record. The coding region runs from base 1 to 612 and encodes 203 amino acids.
AUGCCUAGCCCUCCAACAAUCUCAGUGAGCCUUUCCAUUGAUCCGCCGACAUUCACCAGAGGCUCUGUAUCACCCCCCAGCGCCAUUAUCUCUAUCACUGCAAUCCUACACGCUUCCGACCCUAUCACUAUAUUCACAUGGCAUAACAUCUUCAAUCUUGGACUUGCCCAGCGUCGCAAAAACUUCAUCUGUACAGGUCUCACGACUGGUUUGCCGCUACAGCUCGAGUCUACUAAAGGUCCAAAAAGACCACAGUUUAGUUAUGAACUCGGUGGCCGCGACGACCAGUACUUCAUUACGCUGGAGCCAGAAAAGCCUACUAUUAUCACCCACAGGUUCCUUCGAUCUGCUGGCCUUGAAGGCGACCGAGUCUUUAAGCCCGGCCACAGGUACCAACUUAAAGUUCGUGAGAAUGAGGAGGUUGAAUGGUGGCGUUAUGGAAGGAAGGAAGAUGUAAUGUCGCCCCCUGGUCAGCCUUCUCCAAAGGAAGGAUGUGAAGAUCCGAGUGGUCCGCCGGUUAGAUUAAGCCAUAUUGGUCCGGUUGAGUUUGAGAUCGAAUUAGGUGGGGGAGUAGAGGGACUGAUGAGAAUUUUGUCAAGCGACAGCAGCUAG